Molecule: messenger RNA, 1149 nt
Organism: Oppia nitens
Lineage: Eukaryota; Metazoa; Arthropoda; Arachnida; Sarcoptiformes; Oppiidae
Product: histone-lysine N-methyltransferase SETMAR-like
Exons: 1
Coding region: 73-1149 (358 amino acids)
Molecular function (GO): nucleic acid binding
Source: RefSeq, a predicted model, not a curated record
GUUGACAAAUUGAUUUGAAGUCUAAUCAGUUGUAAAUAUAUUUGUUUUCAUUUGUGACCAACUGUUUUUGUGAUGUCUUCAGAGAUGAAAGUGGUAGAGGGCUUGUCAUCAAGAGAUCCACAUAUUCGUAAUGUCAUGCUUUACGAAUAUCGUCGCGGAUCAACUGCAUCAGAGACACUGAAGAAUAUCAAUGAAGUGUAUCCAAAUGCUGUGUCAAGAAGUAGGGUAUACGAGUGGUUUCAGCGAUUUAACUCUGGAGACUAUUCUUUGGAAGACAAAGAAAGAUCGGGUGCGCCACCAAAGGUUGAUAACGAUGUCCUCAGUUACCUGAUAGAGGAAGACCCGAAGAUGAGUACCAGAGAGAUUGGUCAACUAUUUGAGGUCAAUCACCAAACAAUUAUCAAUCACUUGGGAUUGAUUGGGAAGAGAUAUUUGGCAGGUGUUUGGGUGCCUCAUGAGCUGACACCCGCACAAAAGGCUCAACGGGUUACCAUUUGCCAAUCACUGCUUUCUCGUAACCGAAGAGAACCGUUUCUUCAUCGAAUUGUCACUGGUGAUGAAAAAUGGGUACUAUAUGUUAAUGUGACACUGAAAGGCCAAUGGCGAAGUAUAGGACAAGCACCAAUUCCGACUGUAAGACCCGAUAUUCAUCAGCGGAAGGUUAUGCUAUGUAUUUGGUGGUGUACUAAAGGUGUCGCCCAUUGGGAACUGUUGGACAUUGGCCAAACAUUAGAUAGUAUAGUCUAUUGUCGACAACUCGAAGAUUUACAGACAUCUUUACUUCGAAAAUACAGAAAUUUGGUUAAAAGAAGUGGUGUUAUGUUCCAUCAGGAUAAUGCUAGACCACAUGUUUCUAAUAUCACCCGCCAAAAGUUGGAAACACUUGAAUGGGAAGUUAUGCCACACCCACCGUAUAGCCCAGAUAUCGCACCGUCUGACUACCAUUUGUUCCGGUCUUUGCAGCACUUCUUGGACGGCAAACGUUUCAAUAACAAAGAGUCGGUAGAAACUGCCAUCAAUGACUAUUUGGCCAAUAAAGACGAAGACUUCUUCAGCAGAGGUAUCAAUCAGUUACCAAUCAGAUGGCAGAAGAUUAUCGAAAAAGAAGGCGAAUAUUUGAUCAAUCAAGACUUUGACAUAGAUGAAUAA